UGAAAGCAGAACAUUGAAUUGGACUAUUUCUGCCAUUACUUACGUACAGGUUAAGUCUAAGACGGUUGCACAAUGUGUGGAAUACUAUUAUACCUGGAAGAAAAUCUUGCGUUUGGGACGGAAACACAGAACGCGUUUAGAGAAGAAAAGAGAGGAGUGCCUGACAAGCGGAGAGGAGGAAGUGUUAGAGGAAGAUGAGGACAUUGAAGAAGACAGAAAGGAAGAGAGGGAAAUGCAGAAGUCUCCUGAUCCACCAGCUAUACCUCUUGUUGGACCUAUAGAUCUGCCUGCCCUUCAGAGUCUUUCACUUUCUUCGUCCUCCUUCAUCUGUGAAAUGCCAAACUGUGGCGCUGUGUUCAGCUCCCGUCAGGCGCUGAAUGGCCACGCUCGCAUUCACGGGGGUACGAACCAGGUGACAAAGCCACGGUGCACCAUUGCAGGCACGAAGCAGAAAUGUGGUACGCAGAGCGGGUACUGCUCCAUCAAGAGUUCACCUGCCCACAGCACAACAAGCGGUGAGACCGACCCGACGACGAUUUUUCCUUGCAAGGAGUGUGGCAAGGUAUUUUUCAAAAUCAAAAGCCGCAAUGCUCAUAUGAAGACUCACAGACAACAAGAAGAACAGCAGAGACAGAAGGCUCAGAAAGCCGCUGUGGCAGCAGAAGCGCCAGCCGCUAUUGCGAGAACUACUGGGCCAGUUGGGCAUCGUUUGAUCCCUCUGGAUCACAUGAGUUUGGUUAAACAUGUUGGAAAUGUGGGUGACAUUGAUGACGAUGUUGUUCAGGAGCUGGGUGAUGUCAUGGAAGAGAAUGAAGUCAUGGAUGCUGACCUUUUGUUGGAUGAUGAAGAUGCAGAUCUACUGCAGGAUGAUGCUGAGUUGUAAAUAAAGUUGUUUGAUAAAGACAGCUACUGAGCACACCCUGAAUGGAUCAAUCAGGAAACCUGGACUGCUCGUUUAUUCCCCACUGAUUGUAAACUACCUGUUGAAAAUGAUAAUCCUUCUAUCCAGGUCUAGAAAAAAAAAAAAAAUCUCCUUUUUUUUCUUUUUUUUUUAUUAAUUUGUGUUUUGGAGGAAAAAUAAAUAAUUGGUACAAAUAUU
Messenger RNA from Nestor notabilis (Kea), 1099 nucleotides. RefSeq names its product transcriptional regulating factor 1 (gene TRERF1). Gene Ontology annotation, cellular component: transcription regulator complex; histone deacetylase complex. Gene Ontology annotation, molecular function: transcription corepressor activity. NCBI's taxonomy places the organism in Eukaryota, Metazoa, Chordata, Aves, Psittaciformes, Psittacidae. Gene Ontology annotation, biological process: negative regulation of DNA-templated transcription; regulation of transcription by RNA polymerase II. The record is from RefSeq and is a predicted model, not a curated record. The transcript has 4 exons. The annotation marks the transcript as partial.